Molecule: messenger RNA, 2145 nt
Organism: Elgaria multicarinata webbii
Lineage: Eukaryota; Metazoa; Chordata; Lepidosauria; Squamata; Anguidae
Gene: FANCG
Product: FA complementation group G
Exons: 14
Coding region: 77-2011 (644 amino acids)
Biological process (GO): interstrand cross-link repair
Cellular component (GO): Fanconi anaemia nuclear complex
Molecular function (GO): protein binding
Source: RefSeq, a predicted model, not a curated record
GCAAGCGCGCUGAGACGCAGCCAAUCAAGGCAGAGCGGCGCGGCCUGGUUUCCGGGUUGGCGGAGAGGCCUGCUCUAUGGCCGGCGCCGGGAGCUGCUUGAACCUUUGGCGGGAGGAGAACGACGGGCUGGCGCGGCGCUGGCGGAGGGUGGCCCGGUCUCCAGGCUCAGGCUGUUCAGUGACACAAACAGCCCAGCAAUGCCGGCUCGACUUCACCAAGCUGUUGCAGAAAAUCCAAGGGCUUCCGGCUGUGCUUCCAGCUCUGCCACUGGAGCUCGCCAUCCUCUACAAUUCCCUCUUAUUCGACAUCCACCUCUCUAGCAACUCUGGCGAAAAGCUAUUGGCAAUGAUAGACCACGAGCUCAGUAGGGUUCUGGAGGCUUGUGCCGAGUCUGCCCAGGGACUCGUCUCAGAGGAUCGCUGGCAGAAAGUGCUCCAGGAGGGGGCCCCGGAAGAGCUCAGGGGUCCUCUGCAUCGACUGGCUGCCCUGCAGGGGGCACUUUGGCUGGCAGCAAACCGCCUAGGAAGCGCGGAAGGCCUCUUUCAGCUCCUGAGUGGCGCCAAGAGCCUGAGGCCUUCUCCUUUCCAUGGCUGUCAGAACAACCUCCUCUCACUGCUCCAGACGUGGCAUCCCCAUGAUGUGGGGGAAUCGGGUCCCCUCGUAGCGCAGAACGUCCGAGACCUGAAAGAUAUUCUGUGGACGUCCGCUGCCUUCCUGCAAGGUUUUCAGGAACUGGAAGCUGGCAGUCUCCCUGCGGCUCUUGCCCUCCUCCAAGCAGCUGCUGCCGGGCGAUGUUCUAAACGAGUCCUUGCCCAGAUCUUCACCUUAAUGGGAUGCUGCAACCAGAAAAUGGGCAAGCCGCAGAUGGCCAUCCAGCACCUGAAACGAGCCCUGCAGGUGGAUUUCACUUUCCUCCCGGCCUUGUACCAAGCAGCCUUGUUGUACCGCCAGCUGGGGCUCUUGGAUGCCGAGCUGGAGGCCCUGGUGCUGCUUUAUCAGGCUCUCGACGGCCCUGUGCAAGCAACUACGGUGUCCGUCAACCCGCAUUUCCUAAUCCAAACGGAGCUCCUCAUCUGCGCACCAACACUGGCUGCUUUCUUUGUUCAGAACCGUCCAGCAGAAGUGAAAUAUGUGCUGGCCCAGAGGUGCCUCCAAGCAGGGAGGGCAGGUGAGGCUGUGGAGCACUACCUGGAUCUUCUGGCUCUCUUACAGGAAGGGCCUCUUAAGCAGGGGCUGUAUCCAGCCUUGCCCAGGAUCCCUGAGGUGUUCUUGGAAGCUGCCUCAGCCCUGCAGGAGCUGGCCAGGCAUCAAGACGCCGUGGCGGUGUGUGAGGAGGUGGUCACCCGAACGAGUGAGCUGGUCCCUGAGCGGCUGCGAAUUGAGCUGGGCGCCUGUGCCGAAGAGAACACCUCGGAGACGGCAGGGUCCCCCUUGGCAAAGUCUCCUGAUGUCAUCACGGAGCGGAAGAGGGAGAGCCUGCGCUGUGUCCUUUGGCGGGCGGGGGCCUAUUUGCUCCAGGGCUGGGCAUGGGCCAGGCUAGGAGAAGUCAAGGAAUCCAUAAGCCUCUUGAGCAGGUGUCUUAAUGAUCUCCUAAGAGUCCAUUUUGAGAACACAGCAGGAAGCAGCACCGAGGAGGAAACUGAGCAAAUGGAAGCAAAGGUGCUUUCCCAAAUCAGGCAGCUGGCCUUGACCGCACGAGGGACCCAGUUCCUGGGGCUGGAGCGGGACAAAGAAGCCUUGAUGGAUUUCCAGCACAGCUUGCACAUCUGUCCAGGUGACCCCACGGCCAACUUGUAUCUGCUUCACACCCUCUGGCAGCUGGACCGAAGGCAGGAAGCAGCUGCACACUGGCAGAAGUUCCACUCAGUCCCUGCGUCCACGGAGGAGAAGGCAGAAAGGACCUUCCCGUUAUACCUACUUUCAUGUAUGAAACAAAUGACUUUUCCUCACAUGGAAUCCCUCGCCAGGAACAUGGAGUGCUGUCUUGCGGGAGGCAGCCAGGGGCCCUAGAGCUGCUGCUCUGCCUUUGCCCGCCUUCCCUUCAGACGACUGGACAAAAGAGGGGAUGUUUCCAUUGGACUCACUGAUGGGUUACAAAAAUGACCCUUUUCCUAGUGGAAAGGAUGUGAGAGCAUUGUAGAAGC